Molecule: messenger RNA, 1532 nt
Organism: Phragmites australis (common reed)
Lineage: Eukaryota; Viridiplantae; Streptophyta; Magnoliopsida; Poales; Poaceae
Product: pentatricopeptide repeat-containing protein At1g07740, mitochondrial
Exons: 1
Coding region: 66-1379 (437 amino acids)
Molecular function (GO): protein binding
Source: RefSeq, a predicted model, not a curated record
UAGCAUUUUACGUGCUAUAAGCUUGGACACGGAAUCCCGGUUCCAGGCAGCGCCUGUCAUGCCCGAUGCCGGCCACCGCCGCGACCCAGCGCCGCCGCCGCUACCCCAAGAAGCUUCCCUACAAGCCGAAGCCCCCACCGGAACCGCACCCGUUCCUCCUCCACCUCAAGUCCCUCCCUUCUCCCAUCGCCGCGGCGGCCGCGCUCCUCUCCGCGCCGCGCCACCUCCACGACCACCCUUUCGCCGCGUGCGUGCUCUACCGCCUGGCGCGCGCGCGCCUCUUCCCGCUCGUCCUCCCGCUCCUCUCCGCUCUCCGGUCUCUCCGCGUCCCACUGCAGCCCACUGCCUUCGCCGCCCUUAUCGACCACCUCGGCGCCGCCUCCCGCCCGGACGCCGCGGUCCUCGUCUUCCGCGCCGUCCCGGCCUUCUGCUCGCACUCCAACGCCACGUUCCACGCCCUCCUCCACUCCCUCGUCUGCAACGGCCGCGUGGACGCCGCGCGGGACAUGCUCCCGCAGGCCCCUAAGCUCGGCGUCCGCACCAACGCCGUGUCGUACAACGUCAUCCUGAAGGGAGUUUGUCACCGGGACGGUUUCUCUGGCGCCCGCCCGGUGCUCGACGAAAUGCUCGGCCGGGGCGUGCGUCCGACGGUUGUGACGUUCAACACGCUGGUGGGCUCGGCGUGCCGGGAAGGGGAGCUGGCCGCGGCGGAGCGGCUCACGGACGAGAUGGCGCGCCGGGGCGCUGCGCCGAACGCCGUCACGUAUGCCCUGUUAAUGCAGGGCCUUUGCAACGCCGGACGUUACGACGACGCCAAGAAGCUGAUGUUCGACAUGGAGUACCGGGGCUGCCAGCCCGAGGCAGCGAACUACGGCGUGCUGAUGAGCGCGUGUGCUAGGCGCGGGGACCCCGACGGCGUCAGGGUGCUGCUCUCCGACAUGCGCAAGCGGAAGCUGAAGCCCGACGACGCGAGCUACAACGUUCUGAUCAGGUGCCUGUGCGACGCCGGCAGGGUUGACGAGGCGCAUAGGGCGCUGGUCGAGAUGCAGCUCAAGGAUACCGCCACGCCGAGCGCGGCCACGUACCGCGUCCUCGUCGACGGGUGCUGCAGUGCGCGUGACUUCGGGCUGGGUUUGCGAGUUUUCAACGCGAUGCUGGCGAGCGGCCAUUACCCGCUAGCUCGCACGUUCCAGCGCCUGGUGAGAGGACUCGGCGAGGAAAGCAAGGCGGAGGAGGCCUGCUUCGUCUUGGAGCAGAUGGAGAAGAGAGGGAUGCGGCUGGAUGCCGAUGGGUGGCAGUCUGUUGCUGCAUGCGUUUGCAGCAGCAGUAGCAGUCCAAGUGAGAUGAAGCUUGUCGACGACUUGGCGUUGUCGUCUUGAUACAAAGUUCGAGUGACAGAAAUCCGCCGCGGAAUUUGUUGCCAGGAGGCAGCUGUUAUGUUGCUUGUUUCGCACUAGUAUUAAAAAAACCUUUUUUCUGCUUAUGUUGCUUGUUUCACACUAGUAUUAAAAAAAAAUCUUUUUUUCUGCUUA